AUGAUAGCUACAGUGCUUAACACCGUCAAGUCUCCCCGCUUGAAUCUCGUCGCGGAAUGGGACCACGCGGCUCCGGAAUCCUCUUUCCACUCUAAAGCCUUGCAUGACUUCUUCGUCUCUUUCCACAUGACCUGGCUCAAGCCAUAUUCCUCCAUCCAGCACCUCACUCUAAGCUGUGACCAGCGUAUUGGGUUCUUACCGUAUCUCGACCUGACAGACGUCCACUUUCCGCGCCUCAAGCGCUUGAUUCUGAACAAAUUCACCUUCGCGGUGGGCUCGCAUCUCACCUGGAUAAUCUCACACGCUUCAAUAUUGACAGCCCUCUACCUAGACGAAUGCUCAAUCCUCUACGACGUCGGAAUAUACGAGGACUAUCUAUCCAACGUCCCAUUCUCAAAGAGCGAAAUGGAAUAG
This is a messenger RNA of Aspergillus calidoustus, 414 nucleotides long. The record is from the annotation of a GenBank genome assembly. NCBI's taxonomy places the organism in Eukaryota, Fungi, Ascomycota, Eurotiomycetes, Eurotiales, Aspergillaceae.